CAAUUAAUUCGUUAAUUUUUCCAUUAAGUUGUGAAGUUGAUCAGUCGGGAAAUUAUUAAUCGAAUUCUAUUAACCGAACAGUCGUAAAAGUUGCCAAAAAAGUUGGAAACGAAGUUGCAAAGCUGAGUACAGUUCCAGUGAAUUUUAGAAUUCUCGGAAAGUGUGAGUGCACAAAUCCAUUCGCAGAAAAAGCCGAGCGUCGUUGUGAAAUUCUGUUGCGGGAAGUUGCAAAGUUGAGUACAGUUCCAGUGAAUUUCAGAAUUCUCAGUAAGGAUCGUGCAAAUACGUAGACAGAAGCGUGCGUCGUUGUGAAAUUUGUUGGCGUAAAGGAGUGCACAAAUACAUUCGUAGAAAAAAACCGAGCGUCGUUGUGAAAUUCGUUGGCGUGAAAGAGACGGCAAAUACGUAGACAGAAGCGAGCGUCGUUGUGAAAUUCAUUCUUGGAAUAUUCACGUUUAAACAAGAUCGUUUGUGAGUUGUAUUGUGAAAAAAGGCAUGACGCGAACAAGGCGAACACCAGCCAAGAACAAUCAAGUUAAAGCUGACGAAGAAGAAGACAACCAACUUAAUUUGCUGGAUAUUGAAGUGCCAGACGAAGAGGGCAGCAAAAUAAUGGCGGCAAACAAAAGUAGUGAGGUGAAAGUGACAAAUAACAGCGGUGCAAGUGACCAAUUGCAGCAGUUAAUUCAACUGUUGGCAUUAAAAAUCGAAGUUGAUGAGCGCAAAGAAGAUCGCAGCACCGGAAAAAUCUCUGUAGACAGUUUCGAAAAAAUUAUCAAUGAAUUUGACGGUUUUUCGGUUCCUGUUGAUAAGUGGUUUGAAAUUUUUGAGCGCAAUGCGGAUGCGUACGAGUUGUCGGACAAACAAAAAUAUGUGCAUGCCAGAGGAAAAAUGUGCGGAGCUGCCAAACUUUUCCUAGAAUCCGAGUGCGUGUGCGAUUUUGAGGAACUGAAGACCAAAUUAAGCGUCGAGUUCAAAUGCAGUCGAAACAGUGCCGAUAUUCACCAGUUGUUGCGCGAACGUAAAAAGAAAAAGUCGGAAUCAUUUCAUGAGUAUUUGCUUCAAAUGAAGAAGAUCGCGAACAUCGGUAGCGUGGAAGAAUCUGCUUUAAUACGGCAUGUUGUGAAUGGGCUACAAAUAAAGAACGAAUAUAAAGUUGCUAUGUAUCGUUGCCAUUCUCUGAAAGCGCUAAAAGAAGAGUACGACAUUUUCGAGUUGGUACAAGAUUCGGAUGAAAAAAGCUGUGAAAAAAGCAAAGUUAACGCGAGUGUCAAGCCGAAAGUGUUUGAGAAGAAGAAGGACUUCUGUUUUAAUUGUGGCUCUGCGGAGCACAAAAGAAAAGACUGCCAGUCGCAAACAAAAUGCUUUCGUUGCAACGAGUUUGGACAUAUUUCACGGGAGUGUAAAAAACAACAGGAAAACACAGUUCGGGUUGUGACAAGCAGCAGCCGCCUCAAGAACAUUACAAUAAAUGGCGUUGAUGUUGAGUGCCUAGUCGACACGGGUUCAGAUGUCUCGAUAGUCAGAAAAAGCGUGCUUCAGAACUUAAAAAACGUAAAAAUGAUGGAAAGCGAGUCGGUUUUGCGAGGCCUGGGUAACAAAAGCACCAAGCCAAUCGGAUUUUUCAACGCUAGCGUAGUCGUUGAUCAGCUGCAGACUGAUCACAAGUUUCUGGUCGUAGACAACUUUACAAUGGACUGUAAUGCGCUUCUGGGCUACGAUUUUCUUCAAAAGUUCAAGUUUUCGGCCGACUCCAGUGGUUUUCUUUUUCAAUACCUUGAGCAAGAAACUGAAUCAGUAGUUUCCAACCUACUGGUCUUUGGCCAAGCUUCCACUGGUUCCCCUGAACUUGGCAGGAAACCACGCGGCAGCCACAACACCAGCAUCAUCAGCGACUCAGAUCUAAGCGCUUCGGAGCGAAGUCGUCGCCUGAUACCCUAUAUGGCCUUUUAUUUGCCCGCCCCCGAAUUGCCCAUCAAUCAGCAAUAUGCAAGCACCAAGCACUCAUCGUCAGCUGGCGGGGCACAGCUUCAGGCACCGCCGCCGGGACCAGGAAGGAUCCCAGUACCGGUGGCCUAUAUGCCGCAGCAGCAAAAGCAUCAUCCCCAUCACCUUGGACCGCCACAUCCGCCGCCUGCAACGCACUAUCAGUCGGGAGCAGCCGAGGUGUACCACAGCAUGGCCAUUGGCAGCCACCAGCAGUCACAUUCACAUCCGCAUUCGCAUCCAUAUCCCCACUCACAUCCUCCACCUGGCCAAGUCAAGGAGCAGCAGCCGCCUCUAACCGAUUCGGGUGCCACUUUUAUUGCCUACAAGCCAUUGAACCCAUCGCACAAGCACAAGACGGUGCAGCAUUUCCCGCCACUGCCGCCGCCAAAGGAGCAAGUGCAGCAGCAACCACAGCAGCACCACCUUCUUCUCCAGCACCACCACCAUCAGCAACACCACCACCAACAACAACAACAGCCACAACAAUUUGAGAUGCUAUCACCGGGUUUGGUGGCAUCAUCCCAGUUGCAGCGUCAGCGUGGCAAACAAUCAAAAAUCAAUUUAACGCCAUUUACAGCAAAGAACACAUUGCCGGGACAGUUUAUACCCAUUAUUUAUACGCCAGUGAGCAGCAAGCCCGGCUCCGGCAGUCCCAUCAAUUACAAUAACAUCAAUAAUGGCAACCUGAAGCAGCCAGAAAUCGUCUACCAAGCAGCAGUGCCGCAUAAAAAUUCCCAUCAAACACAAAUCGUUGGAGUUCUUGCCUCAGCCGAGCAGCAGCCGCAGCCGCCGUCACCAUCCGCAUCUUCCGAGGAGGAAAAGAGUGUGGAAGCGGAGGAGGAGCAGCAGCAACAGCAGCAGGAGGAUCAUAGAGGCUCCGAAGAGGCAGUGGAGGGGGAGGAGCAAAAGCAGCAGCCAACUCCAAGCAUUGGCUAUGCUUCCGUGUCGGUACCCGAUACAAGUUCAGUUACCACCGCCACCACAUCUAGCAAAACCGCCUUGAUACUACAUCAAAAAUCGCCGACAUUUGGCGGGCAUGUGAGUAAAUACGAGAGUUACUUCAACAUGGCCCCGCCCACACAUUCGCAGCAUCCGCACCUGACGCCUCAGGAGAAAUACGUGCUUUACUUACAACAGCGCAUGAAACACCAAAAGCAUCAGCAGCAACUGCAGCAGCAGCAGCAGCACCAGAAUUACGACUUUCCACAUCCGGUGGUGGUGCCAGCACAAAGCAGUAAUACACUGGCCGGUAGCCACCAUCCUGCAAACACCCAUCUGCAUCAACCCCAUCAGCAGCAAACACCUCAUCAUCCCCAGACACAGAUCCAUCAUCCAAACAAGUACGACGAUGCCCUGUAUGUGCGGCCGGAUGCAACUGCUGGCCAACAGGUGCUGCACAUUCCGUUGCGCGCCCUCAUGGCCCACGUCCAAGAGCAGACGCAUUCGGAGUCGCAAUAUGCCAAGGAUGAGACGCUGGGCUCCCCAGCACCGGCGCAGUUUAUUGAUUAUCUGAUUGACGGCCCUCGACAGUCGCUGGAUGAAGACCAGCAGCAGCAGCAGCAGCAUCAACAGCAGCACGAGCGUCCUUCGGUCCAUCAUCCUUCGCCCCAGCAUGCUUACAUUUUGGUGACCACAACAGCUCCUCAUAUUGAACACCAACCUGCGCCACAGAUUCACCCGGAGAUUUCCUCCACCCCAAGGCCUCAAAUUUUGUACAAGCAACAGCCCACACUUCGAUUACAGCCAGUGCAUACCUACAAGGCCACCCGACGUCCCAUUUACGUGACCGCACCCCCGCCAGCUGGUCCUCCCACGCCUAGUCACACAGUGGAGAUUACUCCAAAAUAUGUUUAUGUUUCAGGAAAGCCACCAAGUGGCUCAGAGGUGGCGCAGCGGGAACCCUCGACAGUGACACCCAUUAAAUUAAAGCCCGUUUUCAAGUACGCUCACGAGCGUCCUCCAUUAACGCCCGCAUAUGUUCACGGAAAUGAGGAUGAUCAGUUGCCCGAUAUUCGUACCUCAUCGCUGGCCGAGAUCUUGCACAAGCUUCAAGCGAGCAAUCAUCUCCCACAAACACUGACACCCGACAAUAUAGACAACUCCAUUAAGACCCUGAUACGGAUAUUGCAAAACCUAAAGCAAACCCAAACGAUUGUGGCAAAUCCACCGCAGCAUCACGAGCAAGAGGAUCACAAAUCCCAGGACUAUGACUACAACAGCGAAGAUGAUCACCAUACAACGUCGACGGGAUCCGAGGAGGAGACAGUUUCCAAACUAAAGGGGCCAAAUAAGCAUCCUGGACCAAGUACAGGAAGGCCAGGUAUCGAUUAUCCCAACUACGCAGAGAUCCCCAAGACAAGCUUCGAGUGCACCCAGCAACGCUACAAGGGAUUCUUUGGGGAUCCAGAUACCAACUGCCAAGUCUGGCACUAUUGCGAUCUCAAUGGCGGCAAGGCAUCGUUCCUGUGCCCCAAUGGAACCAUAUUCAGUCAGAUUGCUCUGACUUGCGACUGGUGGUUCAAUGUGAAAUGUUCCACUACUUCUCAACUUUAUGUGCUAAAUGAGCGACUCUACAAGUACAUACUGCCCUUUAAUCCCAAGUUUCCCGAGGACUACAAUGGACCCAUUGUAGAUAAAUACCUGGCCAUGAAGUUUCAGGAAAUGGAAGAGAAAAUGCGGCAGGAGAAGCAACGCAAGGCUGCUCAGCAGGCGGAGAAACCAGUCGAGGUCUCAUCGUCUACUCCAUCCCUGCCCAAAAACCAUAAGCCAGAACCCAAACAUAUUGGCAGUGGAAUUAACGCUCAGGUGUAUGAACAAAGCUCGGAGCGAAAUCUAUUAAUUGAUGACGAGAUUGAUGACAUUUCGGAGCGUGGCAGCUACGACACCUUUGAACAAUCGCAACCAACCACUAUAAUGGCUCCUACAAGCACACAGGAAGAUACAAAAUCCUAUGUCCUCAAGCCAAUUGUGGUGUCAUCUACACCGCAACCGGUGCCACAAAUCGAUUUCGAAGUGGAACCCACAGCACCGGAAAGCAGCGAAGAAGAGGAUAAGCUGCAGAGUUUAAGGGAGACUAAGGAGGCCGAAAAGAAACUGGGGCGAGAGACGACUAAAGUUAGCGUGGAAAAGCUGGAGGUUAUUGAGAUUAAGACCGAUGGAAAUACCGGACAACUGAUGCCCAUCAAGCGUAGCAGCAGCAGUAGCAAAUGAGCAGCAAUCAGUGGAAGGGAAGUAAGGAAGAGCUUGCCAUAUUUGUAAUGAAAAAUUCGUCCCUAAAUUAUUGUUUAGCGAGCAAGUACUGUAAAUAGCUAGCCGUAAAUGCAACUGUAUACAUAUACCUACCUAUAGCUAUAGUUGAAAUAAAUAAAUCUGACUAGUAAGUAAAAGAAA
Messenger RNA from Drosophila kikkawai, 5379 nucleotides. NCBI's taxonomy places the organism in Eukaryota, Metazoa, Arthropoda, Insecta, Diptera, Drosophilidae. The record is from RefSeq and is a predicted model, not a curated record.